Messenger RNA from Erythranthe guttata (spotted monkey flower), 2040 nucleotides. The record is from RefSeq and is a predicted model, not a curated record. Lineage: Eukaryota; Viridiplantae; Streptophyta; Magnoliopsida; Lamiales; Phrymaceae.
AUGGCAGAGGCGUUCCUUCAAAUAGUUCUUGAAAAUCUGAGCUCAUUAAUCAAAGGUGAGAUUGGAUUGAUUGUUGGUGUGGAUGAAGAGAUGAAUAAUCUCUUCAGCACACUCACCACCAUUCAAUCCGUGCUCAAAGAUGCCGAAAUGAAUCGACUUCAAAUCGAGGCCAUACAGAAUUGGCUAAUCAAGCUAAGUGAUCUUACAUAUGAGAUUGAUGACAUCUUGGAUGAGUGUGCUACACAAUUCUCUAUAUCGAAGCACCAAAACAGCAAAUCCAGUCGCUAUAGCUUGAAGAAAAUUCUCUUUCGGCGCAAAAUCGGAACAAGGAUGAAGCAGGUCACGGAGAAACUGGAUGCGGUUGCUGCAGAGUGUUCGAAGUUCCAUUUGCGCGAUAUGGCUGUCGAUAAGUCGAUCGAGGAAGAAGAUGCAGAGAAGAUUGUUGACAUGUUAGUCAACCAGGUCAACGACAAUCAAGAAAUUACCAUCCUCCCCAUAAUUGGUGUUGGAGGCCUUGGCAAGACUACCCUUGCUCGAUUAGUCUACAACGAUCAACGGGUCGUUGAACAUUUUGACAAAUGCAUUUGGGUUUGUGUGUCCGACAAUUUUGAUGUCAAGACUUUGUUGAAAGCAAUGAUUGAGUCUGCCGCUGAAAGUGCUUCAGAUUUAGCAAACUUGGAUACUUUACAGCACCGACUCCGAGAGUUUCUAAAUCACAAGAAGUACUUACUUGUGCUGGACGAUGUUUGGAACGAAAAUCAAGAAAAGUGGUCGGAAUUGAAAAAUGUUCUCGCGUGUGGCUCAACUGGUAGUUCGAUUAUUGUCACCACACGCCUCAAAGAAGUUGCUGAUUUAAUGGGAACACUUCCAUCUCAUCACUUGUCACGAUUAUCUGACGAGCAAUGCUGGAUGCUGUUCAAAGAACGUGCAUUCGGACAAGAGAAAGAGGAAUAUCCAAACCUGGAAGCCAUUGGGAAGCAGAUUGUGAACAAGUGUGGUGGUGUUCCUGUGGCAGCUAAGGCACUCGGAGGUCUGUUGCGGUUUAAGAGAGAAGAGACGGAAUGGAUUAAUGUGAAAGAAAGCGAAAUAUGGGAAUUACCCGAAACUCGGAUACUGCCAGCCUUGAGAUUGAGUUAUCAUCAUCUUCCUUUGGCAUUGAGACAAUGUUUUGCUUAUUGUGCCGUAUUUCCGAGGGAAUCUCGUAUUGAGAAAGGAGAACUGAUCUUUAUGUGGAUGGCGCACGGAUAUAUUUCACCAAAGGGAGCUUUGGAAAUGGAGGAUGUUGGCAAUAAUAUAUGUGAUGAGCUAGUUUUGAGAUCCCUUUUGCAAUAUGACAGUCGAAAUGCAGAUGAAAAGACUUUGAUUAUGCACGAUCUUGUUCGUGAUCUCGCCCAAUCAAUCAUGGAGAACAAAAUUCCCGGAGUACAAGUCCAAAGGGCGAACGUUAGAAGCGCAUCUGAUCACAACAAAAUCCGCGAGGUAAAUUUGGGUAAAAAGUUUGUUGCAUUCCCGAAGAGUAAUCAAUCGGAAAUGGACAUGUCUUUCGUUUUAAACAACUUUUUCCGUUUGAGAAUACUGGAUGCAAGUGGGACAAGGAUAAACCAAUUGUCCUCUGCGGUAGGCAAUUUGAAACAUCUGCGACAGUUGAACUUGUCUGGAACUCAAAUCCGUACCCUACCCGACUCACUAUGUCGUCUCUGGAAUUUGCAAGUUUUGAAUUUGGAUGACUGCGAAAAGCUCGAGGCUUUACCGAAGAAGACGAGGGACUUGAUCAAUCUCCGUCAUCUAUUUUUGGAAGAUUGUGAAUCGUUAACGGAGAUGCCAUCUAAAAUUGGAGAACUUACUAGCCUAAGAACAUUGAGUCAGUUCAUAGUGGGUCGUAACAGAGGCAAUCGCCUUGAAGAAUUGCAGUGCUUGAAGCUGGGCGGUAAGCUUACUAUUCGGCAUUUGGAGAGAGUUGAAAACCUUAUGGAUGCAAAGAAAGCAAAUCUUGCCGAAAAGGAAAAUCUUCUUCACUUGAAUUUGCCACUGGGAAAGUGA